AUGCUUCUAGAAAGAGAAGUGUUGCUAGCAGCAAUGAAGGGGCCAAGAGAAAAAGGGCAGUCUCCCACACAGCCACUACCACAUCAGCCAAAUGAUGAAGCCAUUAUUGCUCUCAGUGAAAACACUAGAUAUAGAAACUCUAGGAGAACAACAGUUACAACACCCAAUGUACCAAUACCAGUUCCUGUCACAGAAAGUGUUUCAAGUGUUUCAAUACAAACUCAACAUAUCGUUGACACGUUAACAGAUAAACUUGAGGCUAUAGUCGAGAAUAAGAUACAACAAGUUUUGGGUCAAAGUGGACAAGCACGUCCACAACAGGUACAGGCCCCAGAAACAGUUCCCACGCAACAGUUACAACAACAACAACAACAGGCGGAAUCACUGGAUGACCGGGCACAAAGUGUAUUUACUGGUAAUUCUGGUUGUCUCACUUCAGCUUCUUUACAAUCCUCCCCAUCAAUUCCACUCCAUGCAUCAGUUAAUCUGAAAAUAAAAGAAAAGAUCUGGGCUGACGAAUUUGUAGAUUUUUCAACUUCUUUUAGUAAGUCUCAGGAAUCGUUCAGCUUAACAAUCACGCCAACGGGCAUUUCUUCCUUUUCACAGUCAAACCCAAGAAAAUUCAUAACAAUUGAGCAAUGGACUGAUAUUUUUGCAGUCUUUUCAUCUGUAUACAGGCAAAAGUAUCCGGACACUGCUGAACAACUAGCCCAAUACAGUAACACUGUGCGGGCAAUUGCCAAAGCUAGGGGUAACUGGCAUUAUUAUGAUGUGCAGUUCAGACAGCUCCGUCAGAGUCACCCAUUUUCUUGGGACUCAAUUCACCAUGAGCUAUACAUCAAAGCUCUAAGUCAGAAGCAGCCCUUUCGGCCAAAUGGCCCACAAACGGGCCAAUCUAGAAAAACUGCAACAAAUUCAAUCGUGGAGAUAGAUGCACAGGAUGCAUCUACCAACACAAAUGUAAAACAUGCUCCGGCAAUCACCCACACUAUAAAUGCUGGAAGCGAACAUCCGACGGUGCCCCCAAAAAUUCAAAUAACGCGGGUCAGUCACAACCCAACAGGUCAAACCCCACCAAACAAAGCCAAUAGAUAAAGUUACGUUACCCACUC
This is a messenger RNA of Mercenaria mercenaria, 1112 nucleotides long. RefSeq lists its product as uncharacterized. The coding region runs from base 1 to 1095 and encodes 364 amino acids. The transcript has a single exon. NCBI's taxonomy places the organism in Eukaryota, Metazoa, Mollusca, Bivalvia, Venerida, Veneridae. The record is from RefSeq and is a predicted model, not a curated record.